AUGUACGAACAAUCCUUGCCAGAAUGCAGCACCUGUGAAACCAAUCCUUGCCAGAAUGCAGGUACCUGUGCUAUACAAAACAAUCAACAUGAAUGCAUUUGUGCCGCUGGAUACGACGGCAUAUACUGUGAAACGGCCACAUGUACGCCCAAUCCUUGCCAGAAUGCAGGUACUUGUGCUAUAGAAGACAAUCAGCAUCAAUGCACUUGUCUAACCGGAUAUGACGGUAGUUACUGUGGAACAGCCACAUGUGUACCCAAUAUUUGCCAGAAUGCCGGUAAUUGUGCUAUAGUAAAUAAUCAGCAUGAAUGCACUUGUGCUACUGGAUAUGAAGGCAGAUACUGUGAAACCGUCACAUGUGAAACCAAUCCUUGCCAGAAUGCAGGUACCUGUGCUAUACAAAGCAAUCAGCAUGAAUGCACUUGUACCGCUGGAUACGACGGCACAUACUGUGAAACUGUCACAUGUACGACCAAUCCUUGCCAGAAUGCAGGUACUUGUGCUACUGUAGACGAUCAGCAUCAAUGCACUUGUCAAAUUGGAUAUGACGGUAGUUACUGUGAAACAGCCACAUGUGUAUCCAAUCUUUGCCAGAAUGCAGGAACUUGUGCUAUAGUAAGUAAUCAGCAUGAAUGCACUUGUGCUACCGGAUACGACGGCACAUACUGUGAAACGGUCACAUGUGAAACCAAUCCUUGCCAGAAUGCAGGUACCUGUGCUAUACAAAACAAUCAGCAUGAAUGCACUUGUGCCGCUGGAUACGACGGCACAUACUGUGAAACUG
Molecule: messenger RNA, 784 nt
Organism: Mercenaria mercenaria
Lineage: Eukaryota; Metazoa; Mollusca; Bivalvia; Venerida; Veneridae
Product: adhesive plaque matrix protein 2-like
Exons: 8
Biological process (GO): establishment or maintenance of epithelial cell apical/basal polarity; heterophilic cell-cell adhesion
Cellular component (GO): plasma membrane; protein-containing complex
Source: RefSeq, a predicted model, not a curated record